Trichomycterus rosablanca is the source of this 5210-nucleotide messenger RNA. RefSeq names its product glutamate-rich 3 (gene erich3). The coding region runs from base 264 to 4994 and encodes 1576 amino acids. The record is from RefSeq and is a predicted model, not a curated record. NCBI's taxonomy places the organism in Eukaryota, Metazoa, Chordata, Actinopteri, Siluriformes, Trichomycteridae. The transcript is spliced from 13 exons.
GAUUAUUGAUGCCUGACAGAAACGCCGCCGGGUUCCUGUUCACUCUCAGUGCAUCUGCAGGACUUUUCCAAUUUCAUAGCGUCAGGCUAAUAAAGCUAACUAUUUUCAUUUUGCACCCCAUCCUGAUCAGGGUCCCACUGGGUCCAGUGUUGGUUUUACAGAGAGUGAUUAUUACUGAAUCAAUCUGCUGGAUUAUUUUCAUUUUUUUCUCUCUGAAAGUAAUAACCUUGUUAACAUGAAGGCGCGGCGUUAGCGCUGUGCUAAUGCAGGAAAGGAUUUUCUCUUGUAGGUCACUCGGAGCGUACAACAGUCUGACCGAUAGACACCUCGCCGGUUACUUCAACAAUGUCCGGGUCAGGAAACACCUACAGAAAGUCGGACUGAUCAGCAGGAGCGGCCGGAUCGUCCCGGAGAAGGAGCACCGGUACCGGUUACUACAGCGGGCGCAGCAGAAGCAUGUCCGGGAGUGUCUGGCUCAGGCCGUCUUCUACCGGGUCCUGGAGAUGGAGCGCCUCCAUCAGACUGAGAUCAGGAGGAGACUGGAGGACCACGCCCGCAGGGAACGGGUUCACAAAAUCAAGGUGGAGCGUUCGAACCGCUACGAGGAGGAGGCGCUUAUGAUCCUCUCACCACGCCCACCCACAGGACCCAGGAACCCCCGCACUCGGCAUUCUGGACCAGAACCAGACGUGUCCGACUCCACAGACUCACUGAACUCCUCGAGACCAAACACGGCUCCUGGGAAGAUGCAGCGUCCCGUCCGUCUGAAACCGCUGAACAGUAACAGCUCAACCACCUCCACCAAACCCCAGAACUCAGCUCAGUACAGGAACCAGGGGCCUGACCACGCCCAUCUACUGCUCAACUCAGCGUUGGACAGAGACGUACUGAAACACUUCACACUGACAGAUUUCACCAGCGCCGCCUCCCCCUACAGACUUCCUGUCACCAACAACUUCGUCACCCCUGUCCCCCCACUGAACAGGAACAAGGACAGAGGGCAGAAGGGGAACGGGGCGCUGCGGGGUCGAAGGUUACGCCCCACCACCACGCCCAACGAUCCUGCAGAGACUCGGGACGGGGCGGUUCAGCGGGUGGCGUCCCGCAGCGCGGUGUCGGUGAGGAUGGUGUAUUUGGGGAAGAGCGUGCACCUCUCACACGACCUGAUGGAGGUGAGGGACGAGGUGAAGGUCUUCCAGCAGCACUGCGGGGGCGAGAACCUCUGCGUCUAUAAAGGGAGGCUCAGAGAGGGAGAGUCGUUCCAGUUCGUCUCACGGCGUCACUCUGGAUUCCCCUUCAGUCUCACCUUCUACCUGAACGGCCUGCAGGUGGAGCGGCUCAGCUCCUGCUGCGAGUUCAAACACAGGAGGAGCUCGCGGCUCGGGGGGCGCCACGCCCACUUCGGCUUCUCCGGGGUGGAGGGAGCCGCACCCUGUUACAGGUGCAUCAUCGCUCUGGGUUUGGAUAAAAAACCGUCUCCACCAAAACAAGUGAAGGAGGAUCCGCUCGCCCCCGGAUCUCAGUCGAACUGGAGAGAGGCACCGAGCGACUCCAAACCUGAACCGGGUUCCUCACAGGGGACUCCAGGAGACCCCAAACCCAAAAACGAUUAUGAGAAAGAUUUUGAAGCUGAUGAUGAAGGAGUGACUCAUGAUGGAGCUGAUGAAGAUAACCAAACAUCACCUUCACCCAGCAGAGAGGAACACCAGGAGAACAGAGACCAUGAGAUGAAGCAGAACCCUGACUGGGACAGCGACCCACAACAUUCAGAGGUGAGAAGAUCCUCGUCCAUCUCCUCCAGCCUCUCCAGCAGCUCCUCCAGCGAUGAGGAGGAGAAAGAUGAAGAACAGAAGACUAGAGUCACUGAGGAGAGUCGUGGAUCAGUGGAGAAGCGGCUGAUGGAGAACCCACCACAGGACCUGAAUGAGACCAUGCAGGGACAUGAUGAUGAGACUGAGGACGUUGGUGAUGGAGGUGAUGAUGAUGAGAAGUAUGAUGAGCAGAAGGAAGCUAAGUCUGUACAGGAGAAAUUAGUAGAAGUGAUUUUAAACACCCUUGAAGCUUCAUCAGAACCUGAACUUAGUGACUCCACCACCGAGGACGAGGAACAAACGUCUGUUAGAAAGCAGCAGCACACAGAAGAAGAAGGUGACGCAGCGCAGACGGCCGAAGCUUCACGAGAAAUCAGUUCUGAGAAAAAUCAACCUGAACGAGAAGAAACUACAGACGGACGUCAGUCCAGCGAGAAGCUAAAACAGGAAACACACGGAACACAAGAACCUGAAAUCAAAACUGAGAAAACAGAAGAGGAUGGAAAGCAGGAGGUCGAGGAACCUGUGGAGGAACAAACAGAGGAGGAAGCAAAAGAGAGAGACGAAGCAAAAGGAGAAUUAGAAAAUACAGAUACAGAAUCACCAGGAACAGAAAUAAAUAAAAACAUAGUAAACACUGAAGAACCAGAAGCCACAGCAGAGGAUGAAGAGAUGGACCUGAAGGAGAGAGCAGAACAUCGUCCUGAAGAACAGUUUAAAAGUUCAGGUCUCAACAUAAACCAGGAUGUUAAGAUGGACGACCCUGAAGAACCUGAGGAAGACAUGGUGAACAUGACUGAUGGAGAAUCUCCUUCUGCAACCACAGUUACUGUGAAGGUCGAGACAGAGGAAGAAGAAGCUGAAGAAUGUUUAGCAGAAACUAAUAAUCCAGAGGAGAUACAAGAUAGUGCCAGAGAAGGCAACACUGAUCUUAAAGAAGCAGAGGACACACCCAAAGAUUUAGAAGUAAAAGAUCCUGCAGUAAGUCUCAACACAAAAGAUGAAGACAAAGAAGAUAAAAAUGAGAAAGUGGGAUCUGAACAUGAUGAAGAUGGUAGAUUAGAGACAGAGAUAAAGGAAGGAUCAGAAACACCUGUAGAAGAUCAGGUACCAGAAGCUAAAGACAAGGAAGAAAGAGAGAACAAGACCAAGCCUGAGAACUUAGAUAACGAGGAAACGGUGGAUGGUACAAACCAACCAGAUCAUGAGUCUACAAGUGAAACGUUUCUGGAGAACAUUGAGGACGACAACACAGAUAAAGAAGAACCCACAGCAGAACCCACAGCAGAGAACCAGCUAGAACAUGAAAACAUGUCUGCGAAUAAAGAUGAAAUACGGAAGAAAGACUCUGAUCCACCAGAAGAACCAGAGGUAGAUAAAGAAGUUUAUCAAGAGCAGAUAACAGAAGCUGGUGGAGAUGAAGUGAAGAUACAGGGAGAGCUUCUGAAUGAUGAGACAGAGAAAAUCAGCGGUGAAGAACAGAACGAAGAUUCCAACCCAGUUCUCCAAGAAACCAUGGCCAGUGGUGCAGGAGAAACAUCAGAAACGGAUCCACACAAUGGGGACGGGAUCAUCAAUGCCCAUCAGGAAGACGUUAACAAGGAAGAGAAAGAAGAAAAAUCUGAAGAAGAAACAGAAGAUACUGAACAACAAGAAAAUGAAGAUGUUCCAGAUGAGCAGCAAAAAGAUACGACACCAAACAUGAAAUUAGAGAAAGAUCUGAGCAGUGUAGAAGAGGUACAAGAUGAGCAGAACUCUGGAGAGCAGGUAAUCAAUGAUGAAGAUGUAGAAGAACACCAAAAUAAUGAGAAACAAGAGACUGACCACAAUCGCCAGCUCCAGCAAGAGACAGUAGAUGAAGAUGGUCAAGGUGAUCAGAAAGAAGAGGCCACCCAAAGUCCAGAAAUAAAGCAAGAUACAAGCAGUGAAGAACACGGUGUACAAGGACAGGAACAUAAGGAAGAUCCUGAGAGAGAAGUGAACCAGGCAGCUACAGAAAACACAACAAUUGUAGAAGAUCUACAAGAAGAUCAGAAUGCUGGUAAACCUGAUAUAGAAAAUUAUUCUGACCAGAACACAGAAACUCAAGAUACAUUCAUGAACGAGGAACCUGAACAAGAUGAAGGAAACGCUGGAGAUAAUGAGAAUGACGAAGAGAUCAUCCAAAAACUGGAAAUACAUCAAGAGAUGGUUGAUCAUGAUGUCAAAGAUAAACAGGAAGACCAUGAGAAACAAGAAGAUACUGAUGAUAUCAUGAAGGUAGAGCAAUACCAAACCAAUGAAGAAGCUCUUCAGGAUGAGCAGGAAGGUGAAGCUCAUGAGAAUCAAACUGAGAUCAACCAAGAGAUAAUAAAUCCAGAAGAAAGGAAUGAGAUGCAUCUCAACAGUUUUAAUAAAGAUGAUCAGAUAGACGGAGAUCAUCAGAACAAAGUGGAAGGUAAAGAAGAUCACCAGAGUUUUGAGGUUCCACAGGAUGAUCAGAACAUUGGAGAACAAAGUAAAAUGGCUGAAUCAGAACCACCAGAGGUUGAAAGCAAAGCUGGAACUUCAGAACUGAACGUUGAAGACGUUGGUACUCCAGGGGAGGAUCUAGUGAGGUUUAGCACCAUCACAGAGAUCAUACGUGUCAAUGAUGCUGAAGAAACCAGGAGCGCUUCUGAAGAAGGCAGCACAUCAGUGUCCAAAGAAUCGCAGCUAGCGGUGAGGGAACCACCUUCAGAAAUAGAGGAGGACGAGCCGGGAGUCAGAGAGAGCGCAGAACUUAUCGUUGCUCCUCAGGCAGAUCAUGGAGAUUUGGUCAGCAACUGGGUGAACGUCCACCAAGCCGCAAAGUAUUUUGAGACGUUUGUGGAGCCACUGGAGGACAUCAAGGGUCUCGCUGAGGACGGGACCAUAAACACUGAAGCUCUGGAGACUCGGGACGUCGGUGAGAACGAGGACGCUGCAACCCUAAAGAUCAACCAUGAGGAGCUGAAGGACACGGCGGUGGAACGACUUCAAACUCAGACUGAAGCUCCAGAGCAGCAGAGUAAAAAUAAUCAGUCAGUGACGUCCAUCAGGAAAAUAUCUGAGGAACAAGAGAGAAGUUCUGAGGCAGAGGAACGUCAGGAUCUGAUCAUAGAGAACGUGAUCAGCGCAACACCUACACCAGUGGUGACCUUUCAGAUUAGUCAAGAUAGCUAACGCAAAAACUAUAACCAUACCAAUACCUCACUGAUACUGGUACUGGUACUUAAACUGGUACUGAUACUGACAAAACAUCAACAAACUAAAUAAAUAAAUAAAUAAAGUUUAAUUAGAAAUUUGCAGUAUAAACGACAUUUUUAUUCAUUUGUAAAAAAAUGUAUUCAUUUUUAUAUUAAGUUUAAAUGAAUAAAGAAUUAAAUGUUGUUUCCCCAA